Messenger RNA from Salvia splendens (bonfire salvia), 736 nucleotides. Its product is annotated as plasma membrane ATPase 4-like. Lineage: Eukaryota; Viridiplantae; Streptophyta; Magnoliopsida; Lamiales; Lamiaceae. The transcript has 5 exons. The coding region runs from base 1 to 720 and encodes 239 amino acids. The record is from RefSeq and is a predicted model, not a curated record.
AUGAAGAAGAUAAGUCUGGAACCCAAACCCUUGAUUCUACUGAUGCAGCCAUUGCUGAUGACUGUCGUCUGCUUCUUGUUGAUGCAUGAAUCCGACUUCUUUCCCGUUAUAUUUGGAGUAAAAAGCAUGAGACACAAUGAUGCUGAGAUGAUGUCUGCUCUCUACUUGCAAGUCAGCAUUGUGAGUCAGGCUAUCGUUUUCGUCACCAAUUACUUGGAGCGCCCUGGCAUGCUCCUAGUCUGCGCAUUUGUCGUUGCACAGUUGGUGGCAACUCUUAUCGCUGUGUAUGUGGAUUGGUCCUUUGCAAAAGUGAAAGGGUGCGGGUGGGGAUGGGCCGUUGCUAUCUGGAUAUACAGCGCCAUGUUCUAUGGGCUCCUAGACCUAAUCAAGUUUUCCAUACGCUACAUCGUCAGGCAAAACUUGCACGAGAACAAGGUACGUAUGUAUGCAUUUCUAUACACAACACAAAUAAAAGACUUUGACAUGGAGGAGAUAGAGGCACGGUGGGCUCAUGCACAAAGGGCUCCUCUACAUGGUCUGAACCAACCUGAAGAAGCAAGCAUUAGCAACAACAUCUUCAACGAAAAUAACAACCACACAGAAAUGUCUGAAAUCGCGUCUGGAAUCACGGAGCAGGCUAAGAAACUCGCUGAAAUUGCAAGGCUGCACGAGCUGCACGUGCUCAAGGGAAAGUCAAGUCAGUCGUGGGCUCGACAUUGAGACGAUACAGCAGCAC